CAUGUCAUGUGUUCUACCUGUUCUGCUAAACUGUACUCUGCAUUUAACUUCAAAUCCACUUGCUUGUAUGUUGAGCAGAAGAUUGUUUCUUAUGUUAAACCCAAUAUGUCCUUUGUUGACUUAAGGGAAGUUUAUUUAUACAAAAACGAGAACAAGCCGUCAGUCAAAAUAGAAGAUGAUCAGAAGAUAUGUCGAUUAUGUUUACAGUUAACUAACGAAGAAUUUGUGCCAUUUUGUGAUAUAAUGUUAGAGGUGAUCCAUAGAUGCAUCUCAGAAGUGAAUUUUGGCAUCACUGAAGAUCCUGUCGUUUGUAGGCAAUGUUUUGAUUCACUCAACAUUCACAAUACUUUUAUAAGGACCUGCUUGGAUGUUGAAACACAAAUUCACGAUAUAUUUGAUGACAAAAUCACAGAUUUCAAGCGUAGUGAUAUAUUUAUUAGAAAUGAAUAUGAUGAAAUAGGAUUAGGAGUCGAACAGACGAUGGAAGGGUCAAUUAAAACUGAAGAAGAGAUAGGGACGGAAGAAACACUGAUCGAAAUUAAAGAAGUUGAUAUAAAAAGUGAAGUAAAUGAUUUGGAAAGUGAUCCUUCUUCAUACGACUUACAUAAUGAAACAAUCGAAAACAAAACAAUGCACAAUUAUAAAGAUGUAGGAGAAAUAAAAAAGGAAUAUAUGUCCGAGACAGUAGAGGUUCAAAUAAGCAAAUCCGAACGCAAAGACGAGUUUGACAGUAGUGUAAACCAGGAAGCUGUUCCAGAACUUAUACAUGAUAAGGAAAGUCCAACUUGCCGGCAGUUAAUAAACAAUGACAGGUUUGAAGAACCAGUAUACAGAUGCAAAACGUGCAAUUUUGAAACUAAAUUUAAGGGUGGUCUAAGUGUACAUCAACUGUCACACAAAGACCCUUUGGAUAUUGAAAUAUACACUUGCGACACUUGCACCUACGAAACUAAAUAUAAAGCAGAUCUAAAACGGCAUCAGUUAUCGCACAAAGACCCUUCAGAAAUCGAAAUGUACAAAUGUGACAUGUGUAAAUACGAAACUAAGUACAAACAGAAUAUCAAAAAGCAUCAAUUGGUACACAAAGAUUCUCCAGAAAUUGAACUGUACAAGUGUGAGACUUGUAUUUACGAAACCAGGUAUAAAUGUCGUCUAAAAGAUCAUCAGUUAUUGCACAAAGAUCCGUUUGAAAUCCAAAUGUACAAGUGUGAAGUGUGUGAUUAUGUAACUAGAUAUAAGAAUCAUCUAAAAAGGCAUCAGCUAUCACACAAAAACCCUUCAGAAAUUCAAAUGUACAAGUGCGAUAUGUGUAGCUUCAAAACAAAGUAUGAGAGACAUCUAAAAUCACAUCAAUUAAUACAUAAAUAUGCCUCGGAAAUUCAAAAGUACAGGUGCGGUGCUUGUACUUACGAAACUAAACGUAAGCAUUGUCUAAAAAAUCAUCAGUUAACCCACAAAGACCCUUCGGAGAUUCAAAUGUACAAGUGUGAUAUAUGUAGAUAUGAAACUAAGUAUAAGUACAACAUCAAAAAGCAUCAGUUAAUACAUAAGAAAAUUUCCACAGAAUAAAAGUAGGAAAGAGAUACAUGCAAUGGCACUGGUGAUAAAUGCUAUCAACUUUCACUACCUACAUCUUAUUCAGACAUCAAAAUAUUGAAAUGUACGCUAAGGAGCAAAUGUACAUGUGUGAUAAAUGUUUUACAACAGAGCGACAAUUUUUUAUGGGAAAAACUUAUGAAAGUUAAUUGAAGGGGCCUGGAAAUGUUAAGAAAGUUUAAUUAUCAUGGAUUUUUUUUUAAUUCCAAUUGCAAUUUGUCUUUAUUUAUGAAGUGCCAAGUACUCAAUUUUUUUAAAAUCAAAGCGGCAGUAUAUUUAUGAAAAAUUUACAUAUUCUGAAAGGUAUAUCAAACAUUAUUUUUCAACGUAGUCAUCUUUCAACUUCAAUGCACUUUGUGAGCCGAGGGAUGAACUGUAUGAUACUUUCAUCAACCUGCCGUCCCUCAGGCCCAUUGUUUCAGGGCACUAUAGACCUCAUUGUCAUUAGAAAACCUUUUUCCACCCAUAAACACCUUCAAGGAAGAGAAAAGAUGAAAAUCAGAGGGUGCCACGUCAGGGCUAGAUAAAUGUAACAUAAAAUAAGAUAAACAUAAAAAUAAA
This is a messenger RNA of Anoplophora glabripennis (Asian longhorned beetle), 2157 nucleotides long. RefSeq names its product zinc finger protein 836-like. Gene Ontology annotation, molecular function: zinc ion binding; DNA-binding transcription factor activity, RNA polymerase II-specific; RNA polymerase II transcription regulatory region sequence-specific DNA binding. Gene Ontology annotation, cellular component: nucleus. NCBI's taxonomy places the organism in Eukaryota, Metazoa, Arthropoda, Insecta, Coleoptera, Cerambycidae. The transcript has 3 exons. Gene Ontology annotation, biological process: regulation of transcription by RNA polymerase II. The coding region runs from base 7 to 1569 and encodes 520 amino acids. The record is from RefSeq and is a predicted model, not a curated record.